Molecule: messenger RNA, 1551 nt
Organism: Lasiodiplodia theobromae
Lineage: Eukaryota; Fungi; Ascomycota; Dothideomycetes; Botryosphaeriales; Botryosphaeriaceae
Product: Glycoside hydrolase family 125 protein
Exons: 2
Coding region: 1-1551 (516 amino acids)
Biological process (GO): carbohydrate metabolic process
Source: RefSeq, a predicted model, not a curated record
AUGCGCCAAUCUGCCUAUCUGUUGCCCGCCGUCCCGCUCCUGCUGGGUGGCGCUGUUGGUCAGGAGUGUCCGGACUACCUUGACUACGCAACUCAGAGGCACGAGCCAUUCACCAACGGCACCUACCAACUACCCUUCCAGCGUCCGUCCCCGGCAUGCCGCACCUUCAACAGCUCGGGCGUCGAGCAGGUGGUUGACCGCAUGGAAGGCGUCAUCGCCGACCCCGACCUCUACCGGCUUUUCGAGAACGCCUACCCCAACACGCUCGACACGGCUAUCAAGUGGAAGGGAGUUGCAGCAAACAACUCGGAAGAGGAGCUCACCUUCAUCAUCACCGGCGACAUCAACGCCAUGUGGCUGCGCGAUUCGGCCAACCAGAUGCAGUCAUACCUCCCCGUCCUCAAUGCCUCCGACUCGCCCGACAGCAUCGCCUCGCUCUACCGCGGCGUCAUCAACCUCCAGGCCCGCUAUCUGCUGACCUCGCCCUACUGCAACUCGUUCCAGCCGCCUGUCGAGUCCGGUAUCGCUCCUGAUACGAACCCCUCGGCCAGCGAAGACACUGUCAAGCCUUCCUACAGCAACACUAGCGUUUUCGAGUGCAAAUAUGAACUGGACUCUUUGGCCGCAUUCCUCGAGGUGUCGGACAACUACUACAACGCAACCCAGGACCUGGACUUCUUCGGGAAGUUCCAGUGGAUUUCGGCCAUUCAAGCCGUCAUGAAAGUGGCAAAGGACAUGCAGACACCCACCUAUGGCGCUGACGGCCAGGUCCUGGACUCGCCAUAUACUUUCACCAGACUGACGACCCGGGCGACCGAGACGCUCGCCAACGACGGACUGGGCAACCCAGUCAACAAUGGCACGGGGCUAAUUCGGUCCGCCUUCCGGCCUAGUGACGAUUCGACCAUCUUCCAGCUCUUCAUCCCGGCCAACAUGAUGUUUGCGCGCUACUUGGAGACCGCGUCCGCAAUCAUGGGGCAGCUGGAUAAUGCGCCAGCCGGGCUGGCUCAGGAAAUGGCCGCACUUGCGACAUCCGUCCGCGCCGCCAUCGAGCAGCACGGCGUUGUGGCCGGACCCAAUGGAAAGCGCGUCUACGCCUUCGAGGUUGACGGCUACGGCUCGGCCAACCUUAUGGAUGACGCUAACAUCCCUUCGCUGCUCGCGGCGCCAUUCCUGGGCUACACGGAUGCCAGCAACGAGGUGUACCAAAACACGCGGGAGCUGGUUCUGAGCGCGGGGAACCCAUAUUUCAUGCGGGGCCCCGUCAUUAAUGCCGUUGGCGGGCCGCACGCGGGGCCGGGCAUGGCGUGGCCGAUGGCCAACAUCGUGCGCAUUCUGACGACCGACGACGAAGCGGAGAUCGUGGCGGCGCUGAAGGAGAUUGUGAGCAGCACCGACGGGCUGGGGUUGAUCCACGAGAGCAUUAACUGCUGGAACGAGAGCGACUGGACGAGGCAAUGGUUUUCGUGGGCGAACGGGCUGUUCGGACAAAUGAUCCUGGAUUUGGAGGAACGGAAGCCGGAGAUCCUGGCGCUCAGCUUUCAAAAGUAG